AUUUUAUGCUUGUAAUGCCAUGUAUGAAAAUUUAAACUACAUACGUAAAUUUUUUUUGCGCCACAGAAACCUACAGCAAGGCCCAGGAACUGUCCAGGAGAGCAGAGGUUACGUCAAAUGUUGAAACAGAACCUGAAGGUCCAAAAAGCAGAGUUACCAAAAAGCCUGCUAGAUAUGACUUCUCAGAUGAAGCUGAUGAUGAAGGCGAUAAUCCUGAGUUCUCCCACACUCCAUCUGUAGCUGUUCUGCCACAAUCUCCUCACCUAAAUGUUGGACUUUCCAAAACAAGCUCGCAUCAUACCAAAAACUCAGUUGUUCAUGAAAGAUUUUCCUCCCCAGAAUGGUCUGAUGCAUCCUUCAAAACCAGAUCCUCAUCACGGUCCUCAGAAAUAAUACAUGUUAACGCACAAGAUUUGAAAAAAAAAUACACAUCAGCUUCAUCAGACCGAGGUGCAACAGAACUUGUACCUGUUUCACAGACAGAGUUUGCAGAGUUCAAGAGCGCUGUAAUGGCAAACUUCAAGACAAUCCAGGAAAACCAGCGGCUGAUGUUAAGCUGCCUACAGUCUUCUUCCAGUGGGCUAGGGGAUGAUGUGGAGGAUGUACUGCCAGCUCCAGUAAGCAGCUUGGAGGAACUGGAUGACCUAAACUCUAAAUUGGCUGAUCAAUCUUUCAAAAGGAAUUUGACACUGUAUUUGUCAUCUUUUGGAGGGCACAGCCUUGGCGAUGCUGUCCGGAGGAUUUUUAAAAAGCUUGGAACUAAUUCCGUGUGGUCGUUUUACAGCCUCAAAGGAAAGAAAGGGAAGCUACCAUUUAGUGAUCUUCCCAUCUGCAAAGUUAUCAUCAGAGCAUGCAUGAGAACCUACAAAGAAGCAAAAACCUCUGCAGUGGAGCAUCAAAUUAGUGAGGCCCUGAAGCAUGCUCCUAAGAGGAAAGGUGGCCAAAAAUACAAGGUAAAAAUGGAUAAACCCAUGGUGAUCAAUAAUUUUAUUGGUGGAGUGAUGGUGCCAUGCCAAGACCAUAUAGACUCCCAUGACCCCAGCACUGGCUUGGUCUGGACCAAGAUUCCAGACUCAGGCCAGGCUGAGGUGGAUGCUGCUGUAGUUGCUGCUCAGGCUGCAUUUGAACGGUGGUCGAGUAAAUCUGCUCAGACACGUGCAAAUCAUCUGCUCAAGGUUGCUGACAUUCUUGAAUCACGUCUAGAAGAAUUUGCUGUUGCAGAGUCACGGGAUCAAGGAAAGCCAGUAUGGCUUGCAAGAACAAUUGACAUCCCAAGAUGUGUGCUGAAUUUAAGACAUUUUGCUCAUGCCAUUCCACAUCACCUAAACACCUCAAAUGUCAACCCAGAGAUGGGAGUCGUGAACUACACCCUCAGGGAACCUCAGGGUGUGGCAGGUCUCAUCAGUCCAUGGAACUUACCCUUGUAUCUGUUGACCUUCAAACUUGCCCCUGCUCUUAUGUGUGGCAACACUGUUGUUGCCAAGCCUUCAGAAAUGACCUCUGUCACUGCCUAUAUGUUCUGUAAAGUUCUACAGGAUGCAGACUUUCCUGCAGGCGUUGUAAACAUGGUAUUUGGACGUGGUCCUUCUGCAGGCCAAGCCCUCAUAACUCACCCUCAGGUGCCGCUGGUGUCUUUCACUGGGUCAACACUCACAGGAAAACUUAUUGCUCAGGCCACGGCUCCCAUGUUCAAGAAGUUGUCCCUUGAGAUGGGUGGCAAAAAUGCUGCAGUUGUAUUUGAUGAUUGUGAUAUGGAAUCUUGCAUCACUACUCUUAAGAGAAGCUCUUUUAUCAAUUCAGGACAAGUAUGCUUGUGUACAUCAAGAAUCUUUGUUCAGAAAUCUCUGUUCAAAGAUUUCUUGGAAAAAUUUACUACAGUUGCAAGGGAAGUUAAGGUUGGUCCUCCAUCAGACAAGGAUGUCUUUAUGGGGCCUCUCAAUUCAAAACCUCAUCUGGAUAAAGUUCUUAAGUACAUUAGCUAUGCUGUGGAAGAUGGAGGACAAGUACUUUGUGGCCAUGGCGUUGACAUCUUGGACCUCCCUUCUCAGAACAAAGAGGGUUACUUCAUGAAACCAACAAUAAUUACGGGUCUGAGUGAUGAGUCUCGGUGCAUGCAAGAGGAGAUAUUUGGACCAGUAACAUGUGUUACACCUUUUGAUACUGAAGAAGAAGUUAUUAGUCGAGUUAAUGACACACCUUAUGGCCUUUGUGCUUCAGUUUUCACCUCAAACUUAGCAAGGGGACAUCGUGUUGCUCACAAGCUCAAGUAAUACCGGCAUCAGAAGGGGACAAUGGCAGCAGCAGGGAGGGAUAGGCCAGAGCUUUGUUUAUAACCAUGUGUACAGCUGUUCGAUUACCAGAUAUUUUCACAACUAAUAAGCCUUUGGUGUUGAUGUAAGGUUAUAAAUGAAAAACUACGGACAAAACACAGGACCAUGUUAUUCUGAUGACCACAGCAGCACAACUAGCGGAGGGGGAGAGGCCAGGGAGCCUUGGUUUACAAACACAUGUGAUAUGUAGUCUAUCAGGUACUUUUUGAGUAUUAAAUCAAACCUUUGUGUUCGAGUAUUGAAAACUUUGACUGUUAAGACAUUCGAGUAUUGAGUCUCCACUGUAUAUACUAUAUUUUGAGGGUGGUCAGCAUCCCAUCAAAAUAAGGGUUAGGUCACAAGCAGCAAACAAAUGUGAAUUAAGGAAAUAUGGAACCUGAGAGAAUAGAGUCACUAUAGGUGAAUUCAGAAGAGAGGCAAAUGAAAAAAAUUAAGAUCAGAGGUAAAGAAUAGGUUUUAUUGGAGGGUCAUAGACAUGAGUCUGAGGAAGUGAUACAUUAGAGAGAAAAAUGCUGAGAGAAGGACUAAAAAUGGUAUUUACUAACAUCAGUGGUUUAAUGUCAACUACUCUCAUGCUGGAAGUGAAAGAUUAUUUAAAGAAAAGAAGCCAGAUAUCAUGACAAUUGUUGGAAAAUAAAAAAAAUGUAGUGAUGUGGAUAUUGUAGAUAUAGGAGAUGGGAAAUACAAUUUUUAGAUGAGAAAUAAAAAAAAGUAAGCAAGAAUGAGAUGGGAUGCUCUUAGUUGGGAAAGAAUUGAUGGUGGAUUCUAGUACAUAUGGAAAGAGAGGCAGUAGUGCAAGUAAGGUUAAAAAAGGGAUCUGCUCUUUUGUGUGGUUAUACCAGAUAUCACAAUCACCUUACCAUGAUGUGCACCCAAUUUCAUGGAGCUAACUGUACUAUGCAAAAGUUAUUGCAGAGGUUAGGAAUCAUGAAACACACUUCAUAUAAUUGUUACCUAUACUUUCAUUAUUAAAUAUUGUUACUUUCUCCUUUUGAAAUAAUUCAUUCAUUUAUGUAUCUUAAUGAAUUAAUUACAGUAAAGUCCCGGGUUACGUCGGUCUUGAGUUACGUCAAACUCGUAGUUACGUCAGUCCACUAUAAGGCAAUUUAAGAUUAAAAAAAUUGAAAAUUUAUAAAUUGUAAAGUGCGGGAUUUAUUGUUAUUGUUGGUGGUUGCCCGCCACACUGCCCACCUCACGCUUGAAUACAAUAACACCCUGCCCCAGUUCCACCACACCGUCGCCCCUGGCAAGAGUGUUAUCCUACUUCUG
Portunus trituberculatus (swimming crab) is the source of this 3599-nucleotide messenger RNA. Its product is annotated as 2-aminomuconic semialdehyde dehydrogenase-like. Lineage: Eukaryota; Metazoa; Arthropoda; Malacostraca; Decapoda; Portunidae. The record is from RefSeq and is a predicted model, not a curated record. Gene Ontology annotation, molecular function: oxidoreductase activity, acting on the aldehyde or oxo group of donors, NAD or NADP as acceptor. The transcript has 17 exons. Bases 510 to 2270 code for a protein of 586 amino acids.